AUGAAUCUAUUCGAACUCCGUGAUGUCGUCUUUAAACGGGACCAUGGCAACCCAUACCUCUCGUCCCGCGGUGCGCAGGAAAUGGCUGUGAGCAUUGUAUUCACAGCGCUUGCUUCUUGCUUCGUCGGACUGCGCAUGUUCACUCGUAUUGCCCUCAUCCGCCGUGUCGAGGCCAGUGACUGGGUGGUAAUUAUUGCAUUGGUCAAUUCAUACGUCUUCAUGGGUCUGGAUAUAGUGGAGGCUACUAGCGGGAUGGGAAUGCACGUCAAGGACAUCCCACCCAUGAUCCUUGAGAGACAGUUGAAGGCUUUCUGGCUCACCAUCCCCUUCUACAAUGCGGCCGUUCUAUGUGCCAAAGCUUCAAUCCUCCUGCAAUACUUCCGUGUCUUCCCCACACGUCGCAUGCGCGUCAUCUGUUGGAUCAUGAUCACCAUCCUUGCUAUCUACGGCACUUGGGCUGUGAUCAGUGCUUUCCUGAACUGUGUCCCUGUCGCCAAAUUCUGGGACCCUACUAUCAAGGGCUUCUGCUUGAGCAAGCCUGGUCUAUGGUUCUCCAAUGCUAGCAUGCACAUCACCACCGAUAUCGUCAUUCUUCUCAUCCCCAUCCCUGCUCUGAUUGCAAUUGAUAUUCCCAAGAGACAGAAGAUCGCUUUGAUGUUCAUGUUCGCCUUGGUAACUGACUCUAUCAGUGUUUGCAUCACCAGCAUCAUCCGACUGGUCGCCCUGAAGAAGAUCUCGGACUCGAGCGAUCCUACCUAUGACAACGUCGGCGCCGCCUCCUGGUCCGCCAUCGAAUGCAACACAGGCAUCAUCUGCGCCUGCCUUCCAACCCUGAAACCCCUGCUCUCCCGGGUCAUGCCAGGUCUGAUUUCCACCUUCAGCGGCACCCGUCCUACCCACAACAGUCGCUGCCGAUCCAACCGCCGCUCUGGUCACUGGGACGAGUCAACCCUCGGCGCGCCCGGCGAAGACCCUGAAUUUGUUGGCGCGGAUGUUCCCGAGCGCGUGGAGAUGGUGCCUGGAAGCAACUUUGGAAAAUCCAUGCGGCCAAAUAACCAGAUCACCAAGACUACCUCUGUUACUGAGAUGUCGGAGUAUCAGGAAUAUCAGCACCAGCAUUCUGGUUCUGAGUCGUCAUCAGCGCCCCGCUCUCCUCGGCAUUAA
Penicillium atrosanguineum is the source of this 1164-nucleotide messenger RNA. RefSeq names its product Conidiation-specific protein Con-10. NCBI's taxonomy places the organism in Eukaryota, Fungi, Ascomycota, Eurotiomycetes, Eurotiales, Aspergillaceae. The transcript is spliced from 5 exons. The coding region runs from base 1 to 1164 and encodes 387 amino acids. The record is from RefSeq and is a predicted model, not a curated record.